This is a messenger RNA of Aedes albopictus (Asian tiger mosquito), 4294 nucleotides long. RefSeq names its product ubiquitin-conjugating enzyme E2 C (gene vih). The transcript is spliced from 2 exons. Bases 510 to 1040 code for a protein of 176 amino acids. NCBI's taxonomy places the organism in Eukaryota, Metazoa, Arthropoda, Insecta, Diptera, Culicidae. The record is from RefSeq and is a predicted model, not a curated record.
GACAAAAUACGAAUGUCAGAUCAGCAGCAGCAGCAGAGCUCCGUUCGCACAAAAGCAAACGAACUCCGAGUUUGAAGAAAAAAGACAUCAUCAUCAUCACACACAAGCUGCUGCCGAAUUUGGCUUUUGAUGUGAAAUUCUCCGGGAAAACGGUUCCCCAUCCCAGUGCUAGUGCAGUGCAUAGUUUCCGGCAGUUCCAUCCGCAGCUGAUAGCACCAGUGGAAGAAGAGGAAAAAGUGCCACUGUCCCGGAAAUUCUCGAAAAGGAGUCCGCGACUUUGGUCGUCUAGGCACGAAAGAAAAACAGUGCAAAGAAGGAAGCCAUCAUAGUUUCAGUUCGCUCUGGAAACUGGGUGUCGAACGAAAGUGUUUACGAAGAUUAGAAAUCCGCCAUCGACGCAGGGACGACGACGCGAGCAAAGGAAACGGUUUUUGCUUCCCGAGACGAGAAUUGCUCCUUGUUGCUAACGAAUAUUGUUGCUGGCGGAGGGACGAAGACAACCACCCAACAUGGCGCAGAACAUCAAUCCGGAACGGUCUGCGGCGUCCAAUCCGUCGAAGCAGAGUGACGAAGCGCUGAUCAAUAAUAACAACCAUGCCGUUAGCAAAAGACUCCAAAAAGAGCUGAUGGCACUGAUGAUGUCGGCAGAUAAGUCCAUUUCGGCCUUCCCCGAGGGCGAGAACUUCUUCAAAUGGAUCGGCACCAUCUGCGGUCCGGAGGGUACAGUCUACAAGGGUCAGAAGUACAAGCUCCUGUUGGAAUUCCCGAACUCGUAUCCGUACUCGUCGCCAAACGUGAAAUUCUUAACGCCUUGCUUCCACCCGAACGUGGAUCUCAGCGGGUCCAUCUGCUUGGACAUCCUGAAGGAAAAGUGGUCGGCCCUGUACGACGUACGGACGAUCCUGCUGUCGAUCCAGUCGCUGCUCGGAGAACCGAACACCGACAGCCCGCUGAAUUCGCAAGCCUCGCAGAUGUGGCCCAACCAGGAGGAGUACAAAAAGUUCCUGGACGAUUUCUACGAAAAGCAUAAAGAGGCUUAAGGCGGGAACGGCGGCGACGAGAGGACUGGAAUGAACGCGAUACUGAUGAUGAUGAUGUUCGAGCGUGAGAGCGAGCGAGAGAGCGAAAGAUUCACACACACACAUACAAAAUAAGGUAAAAUUUAACAAAAUAUGAAAAAAAAAUCGCGAAGGUGAACGGACACCACAAUCUGAACAAGAGUAGACAAAGAAGGCAAUUUGGGACAAACCGGAAAGAGUAGGAAUGCGGACGCAUUGAAAGUUUCUUCAUUUUGUCGCUAGUAGGUAAUUGAUGGGAGACGACCCCGCCCAUGGCAGAUGAAGGAUACGGAGAGGUAUCUAUGUAGUUGCUUGUGACCAGUUUUGGAUAAUUUUAAACUUUGAUGCAUAUUUAUUAUGAACAACAUAUUGAUUAAACAUGGUUUUACUUGUACGAAUAUCUCCCAUUGCUGCACUGUUGUAUGUGAUUUUCUAGGAAAUCUUCAGAAACCCCAUAGCUAUUGGCACCUGACGAAUGUUGCCUAAACACCUUGAUAACCACGAAACCGAAAAUAUCUAAGCGAGCACAUUUAGGACUGAUUCAGUUUCGCAGCUCUAUGCAUAAUACCAACUCUGCACAAAAUUCCUCAUCAAUGCUAAUAUCUGAUUUGGUGGGCAGUGGUUGGCAAACAAUUUUUCAACUUUAUCAAUAUCAUAAGUUUUUUUAUGCAAUUCAGUAUCAUAAUUUAAAUUUUAUCUAACUCAUUUUGGUAUAAUAAAGGGCGAACACGAUGAAAUUGCCACACAGAAAACAUUGUAUAACUUUUGAUUGCGUUCGUCAAAAUAGGGUAGAAGCUUCAGUUUUGGCUAGUCCGGAGUUUUGGCCAUAGUGCGGUAUUGAGCCUGUUGUGAACCGGCGUAAAUUUAAUUUUUACUAGUAGAUCCUAAUACAAUAUGAUGAUUACAGCUAUGAAAACCACACAGUUUGAUUAAAAACUGGAAGAAUAAAAUAUAUUUCCUUAAAAAAUCUGCUCCCAUAUAUCUAUCUUGGCCAGGGUGCUUCUAAUUUGGCCACUCCCAUAAGAUAUACACGUGAUUGGCCAAAAUAGAAACUUAAGAAUAUGGCCAAAACUGCGGCAGAGCUUCUAUUUUGGCCAGUGUCAUUUUUAAUACAAUAAUCAAGUAUUGGCUUGAUUUAUGCAUUUUUCCUUCAAAAUAUAGAUUGAAACCUUUUAUUUGACGCAUUGGUUGUUUUCAUAGGAUUAUUGGUUAUUUUUAUAAAAAUGAUUUCCCUUAGACUGGCCAAAACCGGUGCCCGCACCCUAGCUAAUUUUUUGACCAUGAAUAGUAUAUUAUGUGUAGCUAAUACCAUAAAAUUUUCAUUAAAAUCGGUUGAGUAUUGGCGCAUAUAUUGUCGAUAUCAUAAAAUGAGAUUUUAGAAAAUUUGUGCACCCAUUUCAAAAAAUUACUUAGGCUAUAACUUUUUUGUUACCUCAUCAAAACGUUUGAAAAUUUCACUCGAUAUUCUUAACAUAGUAUCAAUUAAGUGGUAAAAAUUUGAUCGAAAUCGGUUCAGUACUUUUUCUAGUAAAUAUCCAAAGCUCAAAUCGCUUCAAGGUAAAUUUUAGGUACUUUAUGACCAUUUUUAGUUCCGCGUGCACUAUUUUGACUGUAGAACUGGUAACACUGUCCCGAUUUUUAUAAAACUUUGACAGUGUAAAAUUUGUGUGUUAAACUUUUUACAGUGAAAAUUUCAACGGCAAAAAAGUGAUAUUUUCCAAAAUGCUUGUUUGCACAAGAUUCUCAAGUGGCAAUUUCCUUGUUUCAACGAAAUCUCCGCCAAUACUCAACCAAUUUUAAUGAAAAUUUUAUGGUAUUAGCUACACAUAAUAUACUAUUCAUGGUAAAAAAAAUAGCUAUUUUGGCGAACGCAAUCAAAAAUUAUACAAUAUUUUCUGUGUGGCAAUUUCACCGUGUUCGCCCUUUAAUGGCCAAUUUUUUAGAACUGAUUCAUUAUGCAACUGAAAUGAGUUGCAUAAUGAAAAAUGUUUGUAUAAUGUUCAUAAUGCAACUCAUUUGAGUUGCAUUAUGAUUAUUAUGCAACUCAAAUGGGGUUGCAUUAUGAGAAAAUCAUUGCAUAAAAUUUUGUAUGGAACUUGUUGCAAAACUGAAUUUUUUCAGCACUCUUCGUAUUUAUCCAACUCGGCAAGCCUCGUUGGAUAAAUGUACGACUCGUGCUGAAAAAAUCCUCUUUUUGCAACUCAUUACAUAAAUAACUAUAGGAUGUUUAUAAAGUUCCGAUAAAGACGCUAGGAUCUGCUCAAAACUCUUGAAGGAGAUAUGCUAGAAAUUCAGUCAGUAGUUUCUCUCAAAACACAGCAUGGGAAAUUACUUUACAAAUUUAUGUAGUUUGAAAGAAGCAAUCUGUUCAUGUUCGUUAAACAAAAACAAAGUCAACAUUAUGAAAGGAUGACGAUAAUGGGCCAAAAGUUAUCGAUCUCCAGUAAAUGGCAUACAAUCACAGCUUCCUUUACUAUUCAAGAUCUGUUCUCUUUCCUGUGAAACUAAUUUAUUCCAUUGGAAACUAAGUAGGUUUCUCAUCGUUCUAAUAUUUAACAUUCAUCCUAAUAGUGUACAGACGAAUUUCGAGAUAGGACUGAGAUAGCUGAAGUAUUUUUUUUUCUGCGCCAUCCACUGAGUUGUACGAUAUUUCCAGGACAGGAAAGGUGGGAAUGAAAAUCAAACCAUUAACAAAAAGGGAUCUAUUUUAGAAUACGAAUCGAGAAAAGCGACUUCAGGCGUAUCGAGGGAUCAGAAUCUAUUUCUGCAAUAGAUUGCCUUUUGUUUGACAUAGCAGUUGAUUCGUGGAUAACCGAUAUAGUGAACAUUGAAUAAAUUUCUCUCAAAUCCAACUGAUUUUUAGUUCGUGGAUUUCAUCCAUUGAUGUGUUAGUUUCCAAGACCUAAUUAGAACGCGGUGAACCAAUAGACAAAUGAAAGUAUGAUACAUUAGAAUAAAUAAAAAAAAGCACGGCACGCUGCACACGUAACUUGUAGACGAAACGUAGGAAGAGCUUUCAACGACGACUACUACAGAACAGGAGAAGGAUUGUCAUCAUUCGAGGAAGAAUACCGAGUAGAAGUAAAAGCAGCAAUCAGCAAAACUGCACUAUGUUUUACGUUUCAAAAUCUCUUAGUUAUCCACCCCUCUUUCCGUAAAUCCUUUAUUUAAGCUCUUUACAUUGAUUCGUAUUUGUCCACGUAAUAAAUAAAUUACAAUUAUUCCAAUGAAAAAAA